Molecule: messenger RNA, 3227 nt
Organism: Drosophila rhopaloa
Lineage: Eukaryota; Metazoa; Arthropoda; Insecta; Diptera; Drosophilidae
Product: tetratricopeptide repeat protein 14 homolog
Exons: 7
Coding region: 325-3066 (913 amino acids)
Molecular function (GO): protein binding
Source: RefSeq, a predicted model, not a curated record
UUUUUCAUUGUUAUCGGCGCGGUCAUACUGCACCUCACUAAACUUGAUAGCCCAACACGAAAAAUAAUUUAUUUCAAGCUGUCAAACUCUUGCAAAAAAUAAAAUAGCCGUGCAGAAAUUAAGAAAAUCGGAUGGGGCCGCUGUGUUUCUAGUUUGAAGUCCCCCAAACUGAAGUUUUCAAGUUUAAAUUAACCCCAGACCGGUGCCGACAUUUUCUCACCCGAUUAAAUCGAGUGUGGGUUUUUUUCUCCUCCCGCACCCCUCGCCCUUUUAAAGAGGCAUCACACUUUAAAUGACUUAAAGUGGAAAGACGGAGCUGCAAAGAUGAAUUUUGAGUACAUUGGCCAUGCGCUGGGCUACCACGGACAGCCGCUGCAAAAGAUCUGGGACGAUGAGCGGGGCAUAGACGAUCUGCGACUGAUGGGCCUCACCCAGGUGAACUAUGGCGUCUACCAGGAGCGCCAGAAGUUCUUCACCUUCCAGGAGCGGGCCAAGCGACUCAAGAUGCACCAGUUUUUGGCGCAGAAGGCCACCGAUCUGUACGACCGCAGUCUGGUGGCCAACGUUAUGGAGGAUUCGGUGCUGGCACAAGGCAACACCUGCAUGCCCCAGAUGCCGCCCUUUGAGUUCUUUCUCAAUGUAAAGGACAAACGCAAGGGUUGGGCCCACCGCCUGUCUGCCCUGAAGCAGGGCGACAUCAUCUACACCCAGGUGACAAGGCUGGCCAACGGCAACCGAUUGAUGGUGAAACCACUCUGCACCGCCGAGCCCAAGCACGCCUACCUGGCCGACAUGCCCAUCAAGGCCAUGAUCCUACAGGACUAUUGGGGUCCCUUGCCCUUGGAUAAAAUGGGCAUUCCGCGAACCUUUGGCCCAAAUGAUAUCCUGCGCUGCGAGAUUAACAUUAUAUCUGCGGAUACCGAGCGUCUCACCCUGAACAUGAUAGGCAUGUUCAACAAGUCGCCGGAAUUGAAGUUUGGUUUAUGCGACAUAAACGAGUUGCCCAAGUAUUAUCGUAAAAUCCACAACCUUGAACAUCCUUCUGUGACUCACUACGAAGAUGAACUAAAUGCUGCAUUGGAGUUCGAAAACCCAAACUACGAUUCGCUGUUCCAGGUGAAUGGAUUGCAGCCGAAUGAGAACCUGUCUCUGAUGAGCCAUCUGAAGGGCGGAUUCCCGGAGGCGGAGAACGCAGCGGAAUUGCGCCAGAAGCAGGCCUCCCAAUGGGCCUUCCGCUCCGUGGCUGAUGGCAUCGAGCACUUUAAGAACGGCCAGCAGGUCGAGGCCUUUCAGUGCCUAAACAAGGCUCUAAACAUUGAUCCGCGCAAUGUUGAGGGUCUGGUGGCUCGCGGUGCCCUCUACGCGAACCGCGGCAACUUCCUCAAGGGGCUGCAGGACUUUGAGAAGGCCCUGCACCUUAACAAAUACCACGUGAACGCGCGCAAGUACAUGGGCGAAACGUUGGUGGCCCUAGGUCGCAGCUAUGAGGAGGAGAACCGUAUUUCCGAGGCGGUCAAGGCCUACAGUGACUGCCUGAAUCUGCUGCCGCAGCACGAAGAGGCGCGCCAGUCCUUGGACGCACUGCAGCGAAGUGGUGACGGUAAGCAUAGACUAAGCACCGAGCUUAUCAACCUGACCGGUGACCACUCAUCGGACGAGUCCAGCUCAUCGAGUGCCAGUGAAAGUGAUAGCGAGGAUCAGGCUGGCAAGGCUAAGGGCAACAUCAGUCAGCCAUUCUAUGCCCAAAACCCGAUUCCACCGUCGGGAGAGGAAAAGUUGGCCGUCAUCGAUGCCCAGAAAGCCAACGAGUUCAGGUUGGAUGACGAUGAGACCGUGUCUAGUGUUCGGAAGCUUCUGCGCGAGGCUAGUAAGCACAAGAAGGCCAAGAAGAAAGGAAAGAAAAAAAAGGACAAGAAGGAGAGGAGGAGGUCCAAGACCAAGUCCGAUGCGGAGGAUUCCAUGGAAUUGCUUAAGAAGAUCGACUUUAAGGAGGCCUUCAGGCUAAUGAGCAGCGCUAGCAGCGAGACGGAACUGAAGGCUAAGAUCAAAAACUAUUUACAAGAAGGAAGUAGAGGAGGAGAUUCCCCGCCACCUGCCCCGCCGCCGAUGAAAAAAACACCAGCUCCAUCAAAAAGAUCUAACUUUGACACCAUGGGACCCAGCACAUCGCGUCAUGCGGCCGCCGUUUCUGGAUUUGGAGUUAACCAUCCACCUCCGGCACCCAAGUAUCAGGAGCAAAAGAAGCCUCCGGAGCCGGCACCCAAGCUUUCUUUUCAGAUCAAGAAGCGACCGCUGCAGAUGGACAAGUUGGGAAUGCUGCGUCUGGCGACGCCAUCGGAACCAUUGAGAAGCGGUCGAAGCAGCAGCUCGCGCAGCCGGAGUAGGAGUCGAAGCCGCUCGCGUAGUCGCUCGCGCCAUCGUCGUCGUGGCAGGAGUUCGCGUUCGCGGCAUAAAAGCCGGCGUCGUGGGUCGCGGUCCGACUCCAGAUCCAGGUCGAGGAGCAGAUCGCGCCGCCGCCGCAGCCUCUCACGUUCGCGCAGUGCCUCUCCACGACGCUAUGGAAAUCGCUUUGUGGUUAGGCGCUAUGACAACCGCCGAGAUCGCCGUUCGCGAUCCUACCAUCGCCGCAGGACGCCAUCGCCCUUCAUGCCGAGGCGUUCGCCCUCGCCCUUCGUGGCCCGCCGCACGCCCUCGCCGUUUGUGCCCCGACGCACUCCUUCGCCGGCGUCCCGCUAUCGACGCUCUCGCAGUCGCUCCCGAUCACGUUCCCGCAGCAUGAGUCCGCGACGCAUCCAAUCACGCCAGCCGCCGAUGGGUAGGGGCCGUGGUCGUGGCUCUAUUAAUCGCAGCAAGUACUCCUGGUACAACCAUGAUUCACGGAGUGUUUCCCGCGCCGUGGAGCCACCAAAUGGCAAGGAGAAGAAUCCCUCGGCAGGAGUGAGUGAGAGUGGAAAAGCCGUGGGCGAUGCCGAGCCCACAGUGGGACAGGUGGACAAAAUGAUCAAGGAGGUUUCGAAGGAGCGCAAGGAAGACCUUAUAGAGGCCACCAAGGAGAUCAAGGAUUAAUGUCUUCGACACAAACACUUACUACGAGUGUUAAGUUUCCUUUUAGCUGAUAGCGUACAUUUGAUUUUGAUAAAUUUGUAAAACCAGAAAUGUUCUCCAAACACUAAAUAAAGAAGCUUUCGAAGCGAAUUUAGGCAUGACUUCUUGCAUGCAAAAAUCAA